AUGGCGCAACAUUUGUUUAUUUCGUCUGAUUCCAAUUAUGAUAUUGAUAUCAAACGAGAAGAUUUAAGUGAUUUAGUAUUGAUUGACAGGAAGGAGAAUGAACAAGAAGUAGCGAUAAAAUAUAUUAUUCGUAAAAAUACGCCGCAAGCGAAAAAAGAUUUUGAUCGAGAGAUAUUGAAAAAUCUCGAAACUCUUAAUCAAAGUUCAACUUAUCAGGACGGUGGUGAUAUUUUAACAGAAUUGUCUACCAAUGAUGAACAUCUUAGCCAAACAAUUACAGAAUUAUCCGAUAUUGAUGAACCUAGUGAAAAAAUUACUGACGAGUCUGUACAAAAUUAUAUUGAAGAUGACUGUAAUGAUUGUCAAAUUACAAAUCCAACAACAGUAACCUUGGAACGAUCUGUCAAUUUUGAUACGUUUUCACAACCUAUUAAAGAAGCCUAUGAACUUUUCGAAGAAAUCAAGUUAUCAAACAAAAAUGCGCAGCUUAACACAAGAAUUUGUGGAGUAUUAGUUGAAUAUAUUAAUUUAGCUAAAUGUAAUUUGGAAAAUCUUCAAGACAACAAAAGUUACCAUGCUGCUUUCGCAACAUUAGACAAUUAUAAACUCUUUCAGAUAUUUCUCCAAAACAUUAGAAAAAUCAAUAGCUUUAUUAAAAAGAUUUUUAAUAUUAGAGGAUUAAGGAAUUAUAUUCAAAAGACUAAUUCUGGACUCUCAUUAAGAUCAAUAAAAGUUGAAUUUGAGCGAUUAUUUGAUGAAUUUAAUAAAUCAAUGUUAUCUAUCAAGUUUAAAACUUAUCCCAAUGACCAAGUUAACAAUUUACUUAAUGAUGAUAUCGAAGAGACAACAAAAAUUAUUUAUGCUCUUCAAUGCAACUUCAAAAAUGAUCAUAAAGCUAUGUUUAAAGCUAUUGAAAGGACAAGUACACGACUUGCCACUAAACCGAAACUCUCUACUGUUGAGCUUCUUAAUUAUUCAAUUCAAAAAGUGGACGGUCUUGACACUUCGAGGUUAAAAUACAACACAGAUUUACGUAUGCAUGUGGCACUUUUAAAAAAUUUAGAAGACUUCACAAACGUUAACAUUAUUAAGUUUUAUGGGAUAUUACAAGAUGAAUCAUCCUCUGGCUCAAUAUAUUUAAUUAUAGAAAAAGCAGAUCAUGGUAGCUUAAAAGAAUAUUACACCAAAUACAAACCUUUAGAUUUUUUAACCAAAUCAAAAUUUGCAUUAGAAAUAUGUACUGGAUUAGUCUUUUUAAAUGCUGUAAAUUUUUUACAUCAUGAUAUCAGAUCUGAAAAUAUUCUGAUUACAAAUGGCCUUACUGCUAAGAUUGCAAACUUUAAACAUAGCCGAUCAAAUUCAGAUAAUUCAGGUAAUCUUGGAACUGAUAAAGCCAGAAUUAAAAGCAUGGCUCCAGAAAUGUUAAAACGCAAACAUUCCACAAAAUGCAAGUAUGGUUUUAAAAGUGGAAAUAAGCAGAAAGCACUAGAAUAUAUUGACAAAUUUGCUGAAAUAAAUGAUUUUAAAGCCAUUUAUUAUAAAGGUUAUUUUAUGCAACAAAAACUUUUUAGCAAGCAUAAAUUGUCUAAAUCUGAAUACAAAAGAAUUCAAAAAGAAGUUGCCCGUCUUUUUGAGCUCGCUUCAGAUGCAAAUAUUACGGACGCACAUACCAAAUAUGGAGAUUGUCUUUUUAAUGGUUAUGGAGUCCAGAAAAACCAAGCACGUGCCAUAGAACUUUAUACAAAGGCUGCUAAUGAUGGUAAUGGUAAUGUAAAGUCUUACGCACAGUUUUGUUUAGGAACUAUAUAUUACAAAGGUUUGGCAGGGACAGAAGACAAAGAAGAAGGAGUGCAUUAUUUAAGGCUUGCUGCUUUGGGAAAUUAUCAAAGUGCUAUUGAAGCCUUUGAAGAAUAUCCUGGCCGUGAUAAAAACGAGGUGUUAGUCAUGUGGCUUAAUACUCUCAUUAAAGCCUACGAUUUUCGGGUCAUUAAUUCUGGAUAA
Racocetra fulgida is the source of this 2001-nucleotide messenger RNA. The record is from the annotation of a GenBank genome assembly. NCBI's taxonomy places the organism in Eukaryota, Fungi, Glomeromycota, Glomeromycetes, Diversisporales, Gigasporaceae.